Telopea speciosissima is the source of this 1989-nucleotide messenger RNA. RefSeq lists its product as uncharacterized. The coding region runs from base 1 to 1989 and encodes 662 amino acids. Lineage: Eukaryota; Viridiplantae; Streptophyta; Magnoliopsida; Proteales; Proteaceae. The transcript has 2 exons. Gene Ontology annotation, molecular function: nucleic acid binding. The record is from RefSeq and is a predicted model, not a curated record.
AUGGCUGCGGGUCAGCAGGUUGAGGAUGCCAUUGUUCGUGGUGAGCCACUCCCUAGUUCCAGUCGAUACAUGCCCGAGGAUAGUAGUAGUAAGAGGCCUUCACACCACAAGAGUCCAGGGUACAAUGCCGCAAAGAAUGUCACCGCCGCUAUAGCACCAGUAAUGGCUGCCACAGGAGCCCCUUUUGUAUUAGAAUCCUCGGAAGUUCCACGUCCACGCCCUCCACCAAGAAAUUUCACUGAUUUGGGAAUGCCUCGUGAUAAAUGCCCCAGGUUGCAGCAUGAGAUACAAGAUUUGCUUGAUGCAAAGAAGUUUGAACUCAGAUCCAAACCCAAUGUGUCCACGAAUCCUCUCCCGAAACACCACACAGUCAAUGCUAUUGAAGAGGAUACGAAGGAAUUUGAUCCAACUUCUCUUAUUAUUGUCAAAUCAGCUAAUUAUGAUGAAGACGUGGUGCUUCUAAUGGUGUCUACUAUCCAGGGUCUGGGGGAAUUGAGUGGUUCAACUACACGGGAGAAUGAGGUUGAUGGAUUAUCUGAUCAGUUCAAGUAUGACAUUUAUAUCCCUGGUUUUGAUUCUGAGGUGAGAGAAGUAAAGAUAGAACCAGAUACGGAGUUUGAGAUCUAUAUUCCUAAUCAGGGUUCAGUAAUGAUGCAUGAUGCUUGUGAAUCAGAUGAAGUAGAAAUUUAUAUACCUGGUGAGGUGAUAGCUGAGACGCGGAGUGGCAAAGGUUACAAGCCAACAGGGCUUAUGACAGAUAUUUCAAAGGCUACAAACGAUAGUUCAGUGCAACAAGAUGAACAGAGAAGGCAAGUGCCAGGUAGUAAGCAACCAGAACCAAAGAAUCAAGUGUUAAAACAAUUGCAGAAGACACAAGCCAACAUUUCUAUUUGGGGUCUACUCAUGGCACCUCCAAUUCACGGAGAAGCAGUUCUGAAGGCUUUGGCCAGUACCCAAGUUCCCAUUGAGACUGGUCCCACCCAUCUAGCUAAUUUGGUCGGGGCCACUUAUGUAGUAAAUUCCAUGACCUUUUCUGAUAUGGAUCUUCCCCUGGAAGGAUCUAAUCACACUAAAGCUUUGCAUAUCACAAUCGACUGCCAAGGGUGUCGGAUUCCUCAAGUUUUGGUGGAUGAAGGAUCUGCAUUGAAUGUCUUCCCGUUAAGGACCUUUAAGCACCUAGGGUUCGACGAGGCUGGGUUGAAGCCAUCAAGUCAAGGUGUGCGGGCAUAUGAUAACAUGAGGAGAAAUGUCUUGGGGGUAUUUUUAACAGUCAUAGUGGUGGGUCCAGUUGAAUUCGAAGUAGAUUUUCAAGUAAUUGAUAUUCCUGCCACUUUCAACAUGAUUCUUGGGCGACCGUGGUUGCACAAGACAGGGGCAAUAUCUUCUUCUCUUCAUCAAAAGAUUAAGUUUUUGCACCAAGGGAAGAUGAUUACUAUCAUGGCUGAUCGAGAACUUUUCAAUACAUUGGCAUCUAUUGAGACCAGAGAAAGCAGCAGUUGUACCCUAAGAACUCCAGAGAUUCGCCUAAGCGGGUUUGAGUUGAACAAUGUUGGCGCGAUAUUUGGGCCAUUUCCACCUGAGGAGAAAUUUGCUUUAGUUGAGUUCAAGAUUGACAAUCCUUUUAUAAGUUGCAUGCUCAUUCAGAUGGGUUACUUUCUAGGCUCGGGCUUGGGCAAAUAUCAACAGGGUGAUGCCUCAGUGUUAGUCUUGACCACCAAUGCGCAACACUUUGGUUUGGGUUAUGAGCCAACAAAAGAGGAUUUAUGGGCAACAACAGAGAAAGCAUUGAAGUAUCAGAGAUCUUUUGAGGGUUUUGAAAAGUAUAAGUACAAAGAGUGGUGGAAAAAGCCAAGGAAACAUCUGGAUUUCGGAAGCAUGUUUGGGAGUUUCAACAAUGAGGAAGUAAUGAAGAAACUUGAGUUGUUUACCAGGCAAAUUCAGGUUAACACUGUAAAUACCAGUCAGAUGAAGAAGUUUGCUUCAGUUUAA